GGGCAGGGCCGCCGCGGGUCCCUCCCUGUCUCGUCCCUCCCCUGCUCGGGCGGCGGCGUGCCCGGGGCGCUCGGCCGGCCGGGAGGCUUCGGGGCUCUGCUGCGCUGCGCCUGGCCUCGGCCCGGCCCUGCCCGUGCGAGGGAAGCGGCGACAGGAGGGGAAAGCAGACAGAUGCUUCUGAAUACCCCAUGGCUGCAGCUGCCGCAGUUCAUUCGUUUAUUGCCUAUUGUAACUUGGAAGCAUUCUUCAGGUCAGAUCAUCUCCUGGGACCCAUCACUGCCUUCUGGUUAAGGAAUCCAAGCACACGUACAGGAUGACUCAACAGUGGGAUGGAUGUUCAGAUACCAGAAAGGUGCUGGUAACUUGACGGGAACUUCCACAUUCUUUGGAGAGACCUACUGUAUGUAAGAACAUUCAAGGCAUUUGUGCAGCUUGAAUAGACUGGAUUAUUCCAGCACCUGAAACUUUCAUGAUGAAAAGAGCUAGGCAGAAGGUUGUGGUUGAAAAUCAAAUUCCUCAGACAUCACAAAAAAACAAAAAACAGAAGACUUGCUUUGGUGAAUCUGACCCCCUUGCCUCAGUGGACUGGGGAAGCCUUCCGCACCAUGUUAUUCUGUGCAUUUUCCAGUUCCUACCCUUAGUAGAUCGAGCCAGGGCAUCUUCUGUUUGCCGAAGGUGGAAUGAAGUUUUUCACAUCCCAGAUCUCUGGAGGAGAUUUGAAUUUGAACUUACCCAGCCAGCUACUUCUUACUUAAAGUCUACUCAUCCUGAUCUGAUUCAGCAGAUUAUCAAGAAGCACGGUGAUCAUCUGCAGUACGUCAGCUUCAAGGUUGAUAGUAGCACAGAGUCAGCAGAAGCAGCCUGUGACAUCCUUUCUCAGUUGGUUAACUGUUCUAUCAAGACAUUGGGUUUGAUUUCUACAGCAAAACCAAGCUUCAUGAAUGUCUCUAAGGCUCACUUUGCUUCAGCACUUACUGUAGUUUUUGUAAACUCCAAGUCGUUAUCAUCAAUCAAGGUAGAUGACACACCACUUGAUGAUCCGUCCUUGAAGGUUCUUGUUGCGAACAAUAGUGAUACUCUAAAACUGCUAAAGAUGAGCAGCUGUCCUCAUUUAUCACCUGCUGGAGUUCUUUGUGUUGCUGAUCACUGUCAUGGACUUAAGGAGCUGGCUUUGAACUACUACAUACUAAGUGAUGAACUGUUGCUGGCUCUUUCAAGUGAAAAACAUGUUGACCUUGAACACCUUCGCAUAGACAUUGUGAGUGAAAAUCCUGGACAAGUUGAGUUUCACACCAUUAAAAAGCAAAGCUGGGAUGCUUUUGUCAAACACUCCCCCAAAGUCAACAUUGUGAUGUAUUUCUUCUUAUAUGAAGAAGAAUUUGAUGCUUUCUUCAGGGAGGAAACUCCUGUUACCCACCUUUACUUUGGCCGUGCAGUAAGCAAAGCAAUGUUAGGUCGCAUUGGCAUGAAUUGCCCAAGGUUAAUUGAGCUGGUUGUGUGUGCUAAUGGACUUCAGCCUUUGGACGAUGAACUUAUUCAGAUUGCUGAGCGCUGUAAGAACUUAACAGCCAUGGGACUUGGUGAAUGUGAAGUAACUUGCAGAGGUUUUAUUGAGUUCGUAAAGGUGUGUGGAGGCAGGCUUAACCAGCUCUCUAUAAUGGAGGAGGUACUGAUUCCAGAUAAUGAUUACAGCUUAGAUCGACUUCAUUUGGAAGUCUCCAAACACCUUGGAAGAAUGUGGUUUCCUGAUAUGAUGCCAACAUGGUGAACUCUUCAUCGGUGGAUAAACAAGUAGAAAUGUGGCGUUACUUUCUAUGCAAAUAAAGAAUUUAAAAAGGAAAUAGGAAAAUGUAUUUUCAGAUUUGAGUUUUUUACCUUGAGAACCUGUAGUAGUGUUACAGCAAAAUAUUCAAGAACGUUAAUGGUAUAUUGAAAUAGAAACUAGAUUAAGUGUACUUAACACUCCUGAAAGUAUGCCUGUUGUUUACAGGUGCUUCAUCCUCCAGUGAACUGAGGCUUCUCUGAGCUCCAGUUGUGAUGUUCUCUUUGCAUUAAGAUUUUUUUCCAUGUGUGUGUUAGUCUUUCUUUAGCAGUCAGAGGACUAGAGCAAAUGUUUCUACUUGAGCAACUCCAACUUCAUGGGAAACUGGAUACAACUUGGAGUUCAGGAAGACUGUUUUAUUUGCCAUGUUUUAUGCAGCUAUUUUUCAAAAUAUUCUUGUUAUACGUAUAAAAACUUGUACAUUAAAAUACUAGUCCAGGUGACUCAAGUCUAGCAUAAAGUCCUGCCAGUAUAUUAAAAUGUUGUGGUAAAUAAGCUUAUGCUACCAAAUAAGUCUGGAAGAUUUUAAAUUGCACUUUAGCUAAACUGGUAGAGCGACUAAAACUGUAGAGAGCAUUGUACAGUGUUUUGUUUUUCUAUCUUGUGCAUUAAGUGGAUGGAAAAGACAUUGUGUUAAAGUUAGUGAAUUUAAAGGUUAGUUGUAGAUUGCUUGAAAGAACAGCCAAGUGUGUUGGAAACAGCCGGAGUAUAUGGAAUGGCUUCUGAGUUUGAGAGUUUGUAUUUUUGGUUACAAACGUUGAUGUCUGAAGGCUGUUCAGGGCUCUGAAUAGUCAGAGAUAAGAAGGAUCCCAUAAAUGUAGCUAGUGAGAAGGAAGGGUUGAGUGGAAUACUGUUGUUUUCAAUCACUUUCUGGAAUUAAGGGUUUAGAGCAUUUCAAAAACUUCUUUGCCAGUUAGAGGCCAGAAUGGCCUGUAGUAGCCUUUCCUGCUGUGCUGUCAGUCCUGAUUUCUAGAAUGUGUAUUGCUAGAGGUAAUACUGAACUUUUUGGUUCAGGAGGGAUUAUGAGACUGUUUAAUACUUGUUAUUUUAUUUUGAGGAAGAAGACUUUCUUUUUUUUCCACUGUGGAAAGGAACGAUGAGCUGAUGUGAACUAGAGUAUGUAUUUUUGUGAUGACAUUUUGCACAGUUUGUGAACUGAAAUGCAUUGUAUACAUAUUUUUCUCUACUUGUUUUCAUGCUGCAGUUCUAUAUUCCUGUUUGUAAUGAAAGUCUACAUUUGAUGUAAUUUACUGUUUGUCACAUCAGAUAAAGAGUCAAAUAGUUUCUUCCACAUCUAUACUUUUUUACUGUAAAAAAAAAAAGGCUGAAGGCCUCCAUUGUAUGGAUCAAUGUUUUUGAUUUGUUCGCAGUUAUAAGCUAAAGGAAUUCAGGUGAUAAAUAAUGCAUGUCUGAACCAAUAACGUAUUACUGCUUGUUGCACAACUAAAGAAGUGUCUGGCUCUGGUUAUUAACACUAUUACCCAAGCACCUGCUUUGUAAUCAUGGGGGUCGAACAAAAGACAGGUAUUUCCAAAUGGUACUUGGUUUAAGAUGUGUGACUUGCUGUAACUGUAAACAAUAAACUGAUCUAAUACAUGCACUGA
This is a messenger RNA of Oxyura jamaicensis (ruddy duck), 3426 nucleotides long. Its product is annotated as F-box/LRR-repeat protein 21-like. The transcript has 7 exons. Bases 470 to 1768 code for a protein of 432 amino acids. Gene Ontology annotation, cellular component: nucleus; cytosol; SCF ubiquitin ligase complex. NCBI's taxonomy places the organism in Eukaryota, Metazoa, Chordata, Aves, Anseriformes, Anatidae. Gene Ontology annotation, molecular function: protein binding. The record is from RefSeq and is a predicted model, not a curated record. Gene Ontology annotation, biological process: regulation of cell cycle; entrainment of circadian clock by photoperiod; SCF-dependent proteasomal ubiquitin-dependent protein catabolic process.